Messenger RNA from Cydia pomonella (codling moth), 3678 nucleotides. RefSeq names its product solute carrier organic anion transporter family member 2B1-like. The record is from RefSeq and is a predicted model, not a curated record. Lineage: Eukaryota; Metazoa; Arthropoda; Insecta; Lepidoptera; Tortricidae. Gene Ontology annotation, cellular component: membrane. Bases 550 to 2238 code for a protein of 562 amino acids. The transcript has 12 exons. Gene Ontology annotation, molecular function: protein binding. Gene Ontology annotation, biological process: transmembrane transport; sodium-independent organic anion transport.
GAUAGAAAGUGGCCGUUGGCAUCAUGUCAAACAAUUCUUCAGAGCACAGCCCAUUGUACAAGCGGUAGAACACACAAGGAGGCAAAGUCUCUCCUUAGACUUAAAGGUUCAAUACCGCAUGUGAGUUUGGGAUCGUCGACGAUUCGUACAGCGCGCCUUUGAAUUUUAUCAAUAAUUAAUUAUGCUCAUUAUUUAAUUAAUUAAGAUUGUCAAUUGUUUCUUAGUAGAUAAUCUGUAUCUUAGAUAACUCGCAUCCCUGCUGAUAUACGUAUAUAUUACGGCUUUCGUUCACAUUUCCUGAUAUCAUUCGAUUAUCGAGUCGGGUGUGUUACACUUAUUGAUUUAAUUAAUGCGAAUACAUUGUGUUUUAUAUACUUUGUGGAAGCAGAAAUUUAUAGAUUAAAAUUAUAAAGACAAAUCAGUGGUUUUAAGUGGUUUACAAAUACAUUUCGAACAUUUUAGGGCGUCGUAUCGUAUCUCGAACACGUAGGAAGAAGAAAUAUAAGAAGAAAUUGAGUUUUAACUUAUAAUUUUAUUAUAAGUGUAGUUAUGGAGAGUAAUAAUUUGGCACCAUCAGGAGUUCGCGAGCAUGUGCGAAAAUUCUUCAACCCGGAGAGCUUCGAGCCGUUGGCGUUUCGAGACGUGGCCAAACUGGGGUUACUGGGGCUGCUGAUGUCAGAGCUGGCGGUCUACUUCCUCCUGCAGCAGAGCGCAGACCUUGGGGAGCUGCCAUACUAUAUUACAGAUGCCAUUAUAAUGAGCAUAUCCCUGCUGGAGUUUCUAGUAGUCCCGAUAAUCAGUGGGCUGGGCUCAGAGAGGAGAAGGAGUGUACUAGUGGGAUGGACCAUCGCUGGUCUGGUAACAACGGUACCUCUGUUCGCGUUGCCCGACCCGGAUAUUACUGCUGAUGAAGGUCUUUGCACAACCGAAGUUCUACUAGCUACGGGUAUCUCCACGAAGGCUGCAGUCCGUCUGUCCAUGCUGCUCAUAUGUGGGCUAGUGUGCGCGCUCGGAAGAGCGGCCUUCUUUUCGCAUGGACUUGCGUAUUUAGACGAAAACAAUCCUUCUUAUAACCUGCAUAUGCAUGUUGGUCUCUUCAUCCUAUACCGCGUGCUGGUAUUCACCUUCGGCAGGACCUUGAAAGCCAUGGCCUUGCAGGUGGCAUGGGUGAAACUACUUGCCAUCACCAUCAUUUACCUGCUCACGCUACUCCGGCUCUUCAGGUAUCCUGAGGCGGUUCCGGCGCCGGAAAUAAAACUUCGAAGUGAUAAAGGUCUACUUCGUAGCAUGGGUCGCGUCCUUGGCAGCAAAGUGGGGCUGCUGCAAAUCCUGUCGAUGGCCUUACUGGUCGCUGCUUGGCGGGGCUUCGGCCUGCAUGAUGCGGCCUUUGCCCAGGUGAAAUACAACGUACAUCCGGACAACGAUUCAAUAUCGGGGUUAAUGGAGACUCAGUUAAAACUGCUGUCCGUCAUAUUAGGAGUUAUUCUAGCUGGAUACAUCUACACUACCCCCGUCAUGCCGAAGUUUGAUCGCAAAGCAGCAGUCGCCAGCGCCGCAAAGAUGAGUUUCCUAGCCACCGCGUUCUACGUCGUGAUGGCGUUGCUUAGCUGCAAUCGGAGUGAAAUUGGAGGCUUGACCGAGCUUAAUUAUACUCAGCCUGCUUGUGGAUUAAACUGUGGUUGCGAUCGGCCAUGGAUGGAGUUUACUCCAGUCUGCGUCCCUGAGCAGAUGACGACGUAUUUCUCUCCCUGCCACGCCGGCUGUACUACAGCUGAUACAGUUAAUAGUAUUGGGGUGUACUCGAACUGCUCAUGCGCGCCGGGCGGGUUCGUCACCAAGGGCGCAUGCGACGACGGCUCCUGCGCCGGCAUGUACUCUUUACACCAAAUGUUUUACGUGAUGAUUUGGUUGGUCAGCACUCUGGCGUUCAUAUGGCAGACCACCGUGUUGUUGGAGUCAGUGGACAAGCGUGACGUCGCGAUGGCCGUGGGUGUCGCGUCAAGCGUAGUGUCACUGACCGCCUUCGUAGGGGCCCAUGGGUUCUACAUGGGAAUUAGUUCGUUCACGUGCGCGUUCAACCGCGGUUCCAAGUGCCUCCUCCAGAAUGAUCACUUCGCACUAUGGGUGGGCUACUCCAGCGUGGCACUAGCCGGUCUAGCUUUCAUACUCUCCAUAAUCUCAUGCAUCUUACUGGGGAGACAGAAAGAGCCGAAGGAAGAAAACGUGAACCUUGGGUAGUGUGUAGAAACUUAAUUGUAAAGCGUGGGUUUAUUCCAGCGCGAUCCUAGCUGGUAUGGCUUUCAUACUCAACAUAAUCUCUUGCGUCAUACUGAGGAGACAGAGAGAGACUAAGGAAGAAGACAUGACCUUGGAUAGUGUAUUUGAAAUAUAAUUAUAAAUCCUGGGUUUACUCCAGCGAGGUCUUAGCUGGUCUGGCUUUCAUCCUCAAGAUAGUCUCCUGCGUCAUACUGAGGAGACAGAAGGAGCCAAAGGCAGAAGACAUGAACCUUGGAUAGUAUAUAGAAACUUAAUUAUAAAUCCUGGAUUAACUCCAGCUUGGUCUUUGCUGGUCUGGCUUUCAUAUUCUCCAUAAUCUCCAGUAUCUUACUGGGGAGAUAGAAAGAGCCGAAGAAAGAAAGCGUGAACAUUGGAUAGUAUACGUAAACUUAAUUAUAAAUCCUGAGUUUACUCCAGAGCGGUCCUAGCUCGUCUGGCUUUCAUAUACUCACCAUAAUCUUCUGCAUCAUACUGAGGAGACAGAAGAAGCCGAAGGCAGAAGACGUGAACCUCGGAUAGUGAAUUUGAAACAUAAUUAUAAAUCCUGGGUGGGCGACUCCAGUGCGGUCCUAGCUGGUCUGGCUUACACCAUAAUCGGCUGCAUCAUACUGAGGAGAAAGAAGAAGCCGAAGGAGACGGAGGACGUGAACUUUAGAUAGUGUACUCGCAUAUAAGAAACUUAGUUAUAAAUGAAACAAAUAUUGUGCCAGCCGAUAUUUAAUUUGCUUUCGAUUUUUUUCUUGUUAGAUUUGGGUAAAAUUUGGCUCGUUUGAAGGGCUCCUUAUUCUCGGUGGAUGAAUACGAAAUCUCAAACUGCUAAAUUUUUCAUUAAGUUACGAAUAUAGACUUUUCGUCGGGUACUGUUUUGACAUUUUGCUGGGACAUCGACGCGACCUCGACCAGUGAAACCUGCGACGAAAGUCGAAACGUCAAAAACAAAGGUAUUUUACAAAAUAAAACCGAAAUUCGCAAAUUGCGGGGAUCUUUCUCUUUUACUCUCACUAAGACGUAAUGAGAGUGACAGAGAAAAUUGCCCGCAAUUGACGAACUUCGAUUUUCGCGGUUAUAGCCCCAGUUUUAAAUAGGUAUGUUUUAGAUAGAAUGUGUUCAAAUGUUAUGAGUGUUAUGACUCAAGCAAGAUAGUUUAAAUUCGAUUGAAUGUUCAUGAUGUAAAUAAAAUUGGAAAUAAAAUGUCAAUAUACUUUCUCCUCCAUGGGAUAGGCAUUUGCCUAUAGUGUGUGCCUUGCCUUUAAUUUUAUUUCAGAAAAUAAUGAAUUUUAUUAGGUAUUUAAUGUAUAAAUUAAUUAGAUGAGAAAUGUACCUACGUCUAAGUAUGUAAUUAAUCAGUAAGUAAGUACGUUAUUACUUUAUAUUAUGUAAAUAAAUAUUCAGUAUAAGCGA